AUGCAGACGGCUCAAACAGAGGUGACAAACCACAAUGGAGAAAAUUCAGAACCAGCAAGACUUCUCAUGGACUCAGGAUCCCAGAGAACCUACAUAACAGAAAACUUAGCUGAGAAAUUAAAGUUGAAGAUUCUUACAACAGAGAAGAUAUCCCUCAUAACUUUUGGUGCGGAGAAGCCAAAAAUUGUGAAGACACCCAAAGUUUCUCUGAAAGUGAAACUCAAAGAUAGACAUUUUCUUAGUAUUGAAGCAAAUGUUGUACCAAACAUUACAGGAACAGUACAAAGGAAGCCUAUCCCCAAGGACGUACAAUUGAAAUGCCAAAGUUUGUGGAAAAAUCUUCAGUUAGCAGACACUCUACCGGUGAAUUUUGAAAACUCAACAAUUGACAUUCUGAUAGGUAAUGAUUAUUACCUGGAUUUGAUUUUGCCAGAAAGAAUUGAAAUUCAAAAGGGAUUUUAUUUACUAGCUUCCAGACUUGGGUGGAUUCUCACUGGAAGGACCCAAGAAGCUUACAGUAAAGAGGAGGAGCAAGUGAUGAUGAUAACCAAUGGAACUUUAUCUUUGACAGAGUGUUGCCUCCAUUCUGCAGUGGAUGAGUGCUUGACAUUUAAACCUUCUAUUGAAGAAUUCUGGAAGCUGGAGACUAUUGGGAUUCAAGAUUCUCCCCACACUUCAGAUGAUGAGAAAGCGCUGAAAAAUUUCAACAGCACACUGAAAAUGGAAAACAAAAGAUACCAAGUCACCUGGCCGUGGAAAGAAGAAUAUCCUGAGCUACCAGAAAAUCGGGAACUAGCAUAUGGAAGGCUAAAGUCACUACUUCACAAGUUACAGUGUAACCCUGAUUUACUGCACAAGUAUGAUGACAUUAUUCAGGACCAGUGUAAAAAGGGAAUAAAAGAGAAAAUUCCAUCCCAACAAAGAGAGACAGAUAUUAAGCAUUAUAUACCUCAUCACGCAGUGAUAGAUUUGACCAAACCUACUACAAAGGAGGAAGACCGUGAUGCUACUAGAUUCUUCUGGUUGAAGGAUGCUAACAAGGCUACAGUAGACAGCAAUGUACAAGUGUACAGAUUUUCCAGAGUGCCUUUUGGUGUGAUCUCAAGUCCAUUCUUACUUGCGGCAACUAUUGACCAUCACCUUAGUACAUUACAGGAGUUGAUAACAUUCAAGAAGCAGAAAUUCUAUACAAGGAGGCCAAGGAGAUAUUCAGUAGUAUGUCCAUGA
Molecule: messenger RNA, 1227 nt
Organism: Saccostrea cuccullata (small rock oyster)
Lineage: Eukaryota; Metazoa; Mollusca; Bivalvia; Ostreida; Ostreidae
Exons: 2
Coding region: 1-1227 (408 amino acids)
Source: RefSeq, a predicted model, not a curated record